Prorocentrum cordatum is the source of this 1390-nucleotide messenger RNA. The record is from the annotation of a GenBank genome assembly. Lineage: Eukaryota; Dinophyceae; Prorocentrales; Prorocentraceae.
GCAUGGUUGAGCAGGACUGUGGGUAUGCUUUCCCAGUGACCUGCUCUGUUGGGAUGGAUUAGUGACGGAGUGGUGCGAAGAUAUUUGCACCUGUAGAGGUUGUGUUUCCUUGUGGGCCGUUCAGCAGAUUACGAAAACAGGCGCCCGCGCAUUUUUUCCUGAUGUCAGCUCUUUUGGGCCCAGUCUCAGCUUAGAACAUUUGUGUCAGUGUUGGCAAAAUACAUCAGAAUACCAGUCAGCAGCUGCCAGCCGCAGCGUCAUCCUUCAGCAUGGCGGGGCGUGUUUGCUUCCUUAUUGCGAUCCUUGCAGCCGCACGAGCGAGACGUGUAUCAGUGAGCGAUCAGAGUCUCGAUGCUGAAGAUCAGGAGCAGGAUGCGCGCAGUCUCGAGUCGCUCACUCAGAAGUACGGUGAUGGCCUCAAUUUCACCGUGUCCAUGUCCAUCGCCCACGGCAAUGCCAUCGGAAAAUUGAGCAUGCAGUUCAGGAGAGGUGGCACGCAAGUCACCAACAAAGGUUUCAGCAACGAAGCAGCGAGCUCGGAAUACUGGCGAUCCGGCUCUGCUCUCGGCAAGGACGAUGACUACGUGUGGGAGGUCCAGUCCGACGUUGCUGGGGGCUCCUCCGCCUCCUUCACCUUUGACCACGGCGUCUCGGACCUUGUCUUUGGGGACCUGCUGGUGGAGAGCGACGAGGAGUUCUUCCGCAUGGAGUUCGAGGAGACGGCCUAUCAGAAGGUGCAGCCUCAGUCGGCCUGGCUGUUCCAGCAGCCUGUGGAGGACGCGGUAGGCCAGCACCUGCGCGAGGAGAUCAGGGAGAGCUCGCUCAGGGUGGGCGACUGGCACCCAGACGGGGGCGCGGUGGCGGACUUUUUGCCGCGUCGAGACAGGGCCAUGAUGUCGUAUACCCCGCGCCUGAUGGCCAAGAAGUCCGUCUGGGAGGAUGCAGGCGGGAAGUUCAAGAAGGUGGUGAUGCAGCGCCCUGCUAUCAUGGACAUCGACCUGCUGUUCGGCGAAGAGGAGAUGCCCAUGACCAGGACGGUGCGGAAGUCGAUGGACGUUGUUCGCGACAGGAAGUACAAGGGCAAACAGGGCAACUUCCCGAGCCUCGGGACGUGCAAGGACUCGGACUCCGUCUGGGACCAGGCCCACAAGACCGCGGGCUAUUUCUGCGGCAGGACCAGCUCCGAGCAGUGCUCCACCGCGGAGGAGUGCGACAAGCUUGGCGGCCGGUGGAAGCCGAAGUACUGCAUGGCGGCGAAGAAGGGAUCGCCUGGGCAGGAGCCGACCUGUGGUUGUUGCAAGGACAUCCCUGGGCUGUGGCACUCCGUCGACCCCGCAAAACUACCACCGAGGCUUCGCGACGGCGUUCUGGGGCGCCCGAGGGCCCCUAU